This is a messenger RNA of Entamoeba dispar SAW760, 2019 nucleotides long. RefSeq names its product heat shock protein, putative. Gene Ontology annotation, cellular component: cytoplasm. Gene Ontology annotation, biological process: cellular response to unfolded protein; protein refolding. The coding region runs from base 1 to 2019 and encodes 672 amino acids. NCBI's taxonomy places the organism in Eukaryota, Evosea, Mastigamoebida, Endamoebidae. Gene Ontology annotation, molecular function: heat shock protein binding; misfolded protein binding; ATP hydrolysis activity. The transcript has a single exon. The record is from RefSeq and is a predicted model, not a curated record.
AUGAAUGAAGAGGAGUAUGUAGUAGGGAUAGAUUUAGGGACAACGAAAUCAAGUAUAGCACGAUAUGAUGAGCACCACCAAAGGGUUGAAGUGAUAAAAAACAAAGAAGGGAAAGAAAGGAUAGAGUCUAUAGUAAGAUUUACAAAAGAAGGAAGAAUAAUAGGGGAAGAAGCGAGAAGAAGUUCACAAGGGGUGAUAAUAUAUGAAACGAAGAGAUUUAUAGGAAAGAAAUAUGAUUCAGAAAUUGAGAAAGAAGGAAAGAAAUUAACAUAUAAAAUUCGAAGAAAUGAAAAGAAUGGAGAAGUCGAAAUAGGAGUGAAUGAAGAAGAAUGGUAUUCAGCAGAAGAAAUAGGGAAUAUGAUAAUAAGAAAAUUAAUAGAAGAAGCGAAAGAAGAAUAUAAAAUAGCACCAAAGAAAGCAGUGAUAGCAGUACCAGCACAUUUUAAAGAUGAAGAAAGAAAAGCAACGAUAUAUGCAGGAGAAAUAGCCGGAUUAGAAAUUAUAGGAAUAAUAAAUGAACCAACAGCAGCAGCAAUUGCAUAUGGAUAUGAUAAAAAAUAUGAAGAAGGGAAAACAAUACUUGUAUUUGAUAUUGGAGGAGGAACAUUUGAUAUAACAUUAAUUAGAACAAAUAAAAGAAAUCAAAGAGUAAUAGCAACAGAAGGAGAAACACAUUUAGGAGGAAAAGAUAUUGAUAGAAAAGUAGGAGAAAUUGUAAUGAAAAAAUGGAAAGAAAUAGAUAAAGAAAAAGCAGAAGAAAGUUAUAAAAGAAAUAAAUAUAAAAUUGAAAUGAUAAGUGAAGAAAUUAAAAUAAUUUUAAGUACAAAUCAAAGAUGUAAUGUAGAUUUAAGUGAAUUUUAUGAAGAAGAUAAUGAAGAAGAUAUUCCAAAUAUUGAAAUUACUAGAAAAGAAAUUGAAGAAGCAAGUAAAGAUAUUUUUGAAAAAUGUAUUAAAUGUAUUGAACGUAUGUUUCAAGAUAUAGAAUUAAAAAAUAAAGGAAUAACAAAAGAAAGUGUUGAAGAAGUUAUUCUUGUAGGUGGAACAAGUAAAAUCCCUAAAAUUCGAGAAAUGGUUAGUGAAUACUUUGAUCUUAUUCCAAAUAGAGAAAUUGAUCCAGAUCAAACAGUUGCAAGAGGUGCUGCAUUAGUUGGAUUCGAUCUUUUUAAAGAAGGAUUAAUUAAAAAAAAUAAAUUUAAUAAAGAUCAUUUUAAUGAAGAUUUAAUACAUAAUUUCAUCCAAACAAAAGAAGAUUUAAUUAAACCAAAAGAAGAUUUAAUUAAACCAAAAGAAGAUUUAAUUAAACCAAAAGAAGAAUUAACAGAAGAUAUAAUAAAAAAAGGAAAAAAAGAUAUUGAAGAAGAAGAAGAAGAAGAUAUUAUUAAAAGAAAAAAAGAAGAAUUAAAUAUUCCAACAUAUAUUGAUAUUACAUCACAUUCAAUUCAACUAAAAACAAAACAAGGAUUUAGUACAUUAAUUAAAAGAUUUACAAGACUACCAACUAAACAUAUUCAAGAAUUUAAAACAUCAACAGAAUAUUCAACAACAGCAUGUUUUCCUAUUUUUGAAGGAGAAGGAAAUAAAGAAGAAGAAUUAAGUUAUUUAGAAACAUUCACAAUAACUGGACUUCCAGAACUUCCAGCAGGAGCAGUUCGAUUUGAAGUUGAAUGUGAAAUCACAUUAGAUGGAACAAUUCAUAUCAUUGCACGAACUAUAGAACCAGAAAAUUUACUCCUUAAAGAAGAAAUUAAAGUAACUAACAAAAAUCAAAAAGAAAAACAACAAAACCUUGAAUCAUUAAUUCAACGAUCUAAUUUAUUAGACAUUCAAGACAUCGAAUUCAAAAAAAUUAAAUCUUUACUCGCAGAAAAAAACCGUCUUCUUCAUCAAUUAAAAAAACUCGGUAAAUUUAAUGAAAUCUUUCUCUUGAACUCUUGGUUCUCUUCAAAUCCAAACGCCUCUUCUCUUCAAAUUAAAUCUUUUCUCGAUAAUUUCAUUCUUUCUUUCCCUUUCUUAAAAUGA